AUGGCAUCAACUCUACCAAACUCGGCUAUUUUCAAAACUCUAGCUGGGCAUGAUGCUGCAAAAGUAGCGGUUAUUCAUAGUCAGUCAGGAAGAGCCUUCACUUACGGCAGUCUUUUGCAUGACAUUGCCGCGACCAAAGAUGUUCUGUGGGAGAGAGGACAGAAACAAUCUCUAAGAGGAGAACGUAUAGCUUUCCUGGCUGAGAAUGGCUACGACUACGUCGUAACCUUCCUCUCCAUCCUCGCCCACGAUGCUAUUGCUCUUCCUCUUUCUCAUGGCUUCCCUAGCUCGGAGAUCCGAUACAUCCUAGAAGACAGCAAGGCCAAAUUCUUCCUCUCGACAGAGAAAUUCGAGGACAAAGCGAGAGAUGUCCUCAAGGAACAUAUCAGCUUAAAACCCAAGCUUGAAGUUCUGCCCAAAAUCGAGACUGGUGCGCAGUCGGCAGAAAAUGUUAAAUUCAGGGACAAAGACUUACGCCAUGGUGGCUUCAUGCUGUAUACUUCAGGCACGACAAACAGACCCAAGGGCGUUGUACUAUCCACCUCGGUCCUGAUGGCACAGGCUAAAUCCUUGAUCGAGGCUUGGAACUACUCGCAAGCAGAUCAUCUACUUCACGUACUACCACUCCAUCACAUACACGGUACCGUCAAUGCACUUUUUACACCGUUGAUAGCUGGAGCAACCAUUGAAUUCGCCUUCCCCUUCAAUGCCGACCUCACUUGGAAGCGAUUCGCUGCACCUUUCCUAACACCAAACACAACCUCAGGUAUCCCUCCAAUCACCUUUUUCACUGUAGUGCCCACAAUAUACAGUCGCCUGCUUAGCUCUUUCUCCAGUCUCGACGACACUGUUCAGAAUGCUGCAAAACGUUCUCUAGCACCAACCAACCUUCGUCUCAAUAUCUCGGGUUCUGCAGCUCUACCUACGCCAAUUAAGCAAGCAUGGACAGAGCUGAGUGGUGGCAAUGUUCUACUAGAGCGCUACGGCAUGACUGAGGUCGGAAUGGCUCUCUCUUGUGGUCUUGACUUUGCCGACCGUGUAGACGCUAGUGUUGGUUGGCCUCUACCCUCGGUCGAGGUAAGGCUUGUCGACGUUGACUCUGGUCAGGUCAUUCAGCCAGGCCACGAAAAGACCGUCGAUGGAAGGUUCCGUGAGGGCGAAAUUCAAUUAAGAGGCCCAACAAUCUUUUCCGAAUACUGGCAAAACCCAACUGCGACAGCAGAGGAAUUUGUGGAUGCUGAAGAUGGUCAGCAAAAAUGGUUCAAGACGGGUGAUGUAGCUACAAGGCAAGAGAUACAAGCUGCUGGUCAAAGUGGUCAAACCUGGGCCAAAGGACCAAUGUAUUUCAUCAGAGGCCGCAAGAGCGUCGAUAUCAUCAAGACUGGCGGCGAAAAAGUCUCUGCUUUAGAAGUCGAGCGUGAACUUCUAUCCCUGCCGCAGGUCUCAGAGGCAGCUGUAGUAGGCUUAGAUUCCGACCAGUGGGGACAGAAAGUUGCUGCGGUCAUCGUGCUCAGUGAUCAAGGCAAAACAGCUGGUAAGGGUGGAAAGCCCUGGGGUGCAAUGGACAUGCGUCGUGCUCUCAAAGACCGCCUCAUUAACUACAAGCUCCCUCAGGAACUGAAAGUUGUCGAGAGCAUCCCUCGAAACGCCAUGGGGAAAAUCAACAAGAAGGCUCUUGUGAAAGAGUUGUUUUGA
Messenger RNA from Lithohypha guttulata, 1695 nucleotides. RefSeq lists its product as uncharacterized. Gene Ontology annotation, molecular function: medium-chain fatty acid-CoA ligase activity. The coding region runs from base 1 to 1695 and encodes 564 amino acids. The record is from RefSeq and is a predicted model, not a curated record. Gene Ontology annotation, biological process: fatty acid metabolic process. Lineage: Eukaryota; Fungi; Ascomycota; Eurotiomycetes; Chaetothyriales; Trichomeriaceae. The transcript is spliced from 2 exons.